Messenger RNA from Lathyrus sativus (Indian pea), 660 nucleotides. Lineage: Eukaryota; Viridiplantae; Streptophyta; Magnoliopsida; Fabales; Fabaceae. The record is from the annotation of a GenBank genome assembly.
AUGGAUGAAUAUCAUUGUGAUGUAUACGAAGAUUACUCUUCUGAAUUUGAUCGAAACAAAAUUUCGUCUUCAGCUAUCACAGAAAGAAAUUUUAAGGUUGAGUUUAAUUGCAAGAAUAUGCAUGUUUUGAGUGCGAGGAGGUUUAGAACUGUUGAAGUUACAAAGUGUCACACUUUUUCACAUGUCACAAAGGAUAAGAUGAUUCAAAACACAACUAUUCUAUCAUGGCUUUCUCAAAUGGAUAUACCUCAAGAUGCUUAUUGGGUAGUAGAGGAGAAAAUUUUAGAAUGUUUAGGCCAUAUGGCGAAAACGACUCAUAAGAAUUCAAGGGUUUUUUCUAUUCGAGUUGAUAUUUGUAUUACAAGAGCUAGCGAAGAUGAAGGUAGUGAAAGUGAUGGAGAAGGCUAUGAAAUUAAUGAAAGUGAUGAAGAUAGCAGUGAUGAAGAUAUUGAUGAAGAUAUUGAGUUUGUUCCUGCGGAGAAAUCGUGUAUUGAAGAUUUAGAGAGAGUUGAAAAAGAAGGAAAAUGUAGUAUUUGUUUUGAAGAUUUUAAUGUUUGUCUUGUUAUGCCAUGUUCGCAUAUGUUUCAUCAAAAAUGUAUAAGCGAUUGGUUGAAGAUAGGUCAUUCAUGUCCUUUAUGUAGGUUUGACUUGCCUACUUGA